Messenger RNA from Dicentrarchus labrax (European seabass), 3995 nucleotides. RefSeq names its product cyclin T2a (gene ccnt2a). The transcript has 9 exons. Gene Ontology annotation, cellular component: nucleus; cyclin/CDK positive transcription elongation factor complex. Gene Ontology annotation, biological process: regulation of transcription by RNA polymerase II; positive regulation of DNA-templated transcription, elongation. The coding region runs from base 27 to 2138 and encodes 703 amino acids. NCBI's taxonomy places the organism in Eukaryota, Metazoa, Chordata, Actinopteri, Moronidae. Gene Ontology annotation, molecular function: cyclin-dependent protein serine/threonine kinase activator activity. The record is from RefSeq and is a predicted model, not a curated record.
UCUCGCUGCCCAGACGUUGGAGAGCAAUGGCGGCGUGCCGGGGAUCUUCGUCGAAAUGGUUUUUCACCCGGGAGCAGCUCGAAAGCACGCCGUCCCACCGAUGUGGAGUAGAGCCAGACCGAGAGCUCUCCUACCGGCAACAAGCGGCGAAUCUGAUCCAAGACAUGGGCCAGAGACUCAACGUCUCUCAAUUAACAAUAAAUACAGCCAUCGUUUACAUGCAUAGAUUUUAUAUGCACCACUCCUUCACCAAAUUCCACAGGAAUAUAAUAUCUCCAACCACCUUAUUCUUGGCCGCUAAAGUGGAAGAGCAACCUCGGAAACUCGAACAUGUGAUCAAGGUUGCGCAUGCUUGCCUAAAUCCCCAAGAACCACCUCUAGACACAAAAAGCAAUGCAUACCUCCAGCAAGCUCAAGAGCUGGUGAUACUUGAAUCCAUAGUGCUGCAGACCCUGGGCUUUGAAAUUACUAUUGAUCACCCACACACUGAUGUGGUGAAAUGUUCCCAGCUAGUGCGAGCAAGCAAGGAUCUGGCACAGACUUCCUAUUUCAUGGCUACCAACAGUCUACACCUCACUACCUUCUGCCUCCAGUACAAGCCCACAGUGAUCGCUUGUGUGUGCAUCCACCUGGCAUGCAAGUGGUCCAACUGGGAGAUCCCAGUGUCCACUGACGGAAAACACUGGUGGGAGUACGUCGACAACUCUGUCACUCUCGAGCUGCUUGAUGAGUUGACCCACGAGUUUCUGCAGAUUCUGGAGAAGACGCCCAGCCGAUUAAAAAGGAUACGCAAUUGGAGGGCAACACAAGCUGCCAAAAAGCCAAAGACUGAGAACAGUCAGUUGACGGACAACUCCUUUGCUGGGCCUUCCAUGCUCCAAGAUCAAGGCGACGCCUCCCUCUCUGGACUCUCAUCCUCCAACCCAAGUUUUUCCAAAGCAGGCGCCUCCUUCACUGCAUCCCUGUCACUGGACAGCUUGGCUGGCACAUACAAUCCAGCUAGCCACAGUGAGUGGCCCCAGGGCAACCAGGGCCUAACAGGCUACCCUUCCGCCUGUAUAAAACAGGAACCACUCAGCAUCCCCCUCCAAGAGCCCACACUGUCCUUGCAGACCUCCACUUUGCUUCAGCAUGCGCCAGUAUACAGGACUGACAAAACAGGCUUCAGCCCUAUCAAACAGGAACAAAAAGGAACUGCUGUGAGCGGGGUUGGCAAGCAUCAGCCACCACCUCAGUCUGCUUACCUUCCACCAGCUCAGCCUCCUGCACCACAACCUACUCCAGCUCAGAAGCUAUCUCUGGACAAAUACAGAGAGAAACAUGCUGCAGAGCUGGCUGUCUCUGGCCAGAAACGUAGUCAGGGACAGCACGGAGGAGUAAUGGAUUGCGAUGUAAGGGGGGAUAUGUCGUCUUCCUCCUCUUCUACCUAUGCACCAUCCUUUACGAGCCAAGUAGACCAUAGAAAACAUUCACAGCCCCACCAAACCACUGCCUCCCCAAUGAAAAUUAAAGUUCCUUCCUCCUCAGCUUCAGGGCAAGAUAGACGUCAUCACAGUGACAAACGGGACAAAGGCUCACUUAAACUCCGCCUGGCUGUUCCUGGGUCUGGUGGAAGCUCCCAGUUGGAUAAAAGUGGACAAUCAAGCAAAGAUGAGCUUAAGAUGAAGAUAAAAGUUUCUUCAUCAGAUCGCCACAGCUCAUCAGAUGACAACAACAACAAGAGUAAACAUUCCAGCCCUCUUGUCAGCAAGGAGAAGCAACAUCGUGGAGCAGACCACAACCUCCAUCGCCACCACAAGCACAGUCACCCUCACGCACACAGCGGGAAUGGACGAGGAGGCCCAGAGGGCCCAGGAGGCCUGCUACGGGGUCCUCCAGGACUGGUCAGCAUGGAUGGGACUGCGCUCGCUCCUCCUGGAUCCACCUCUUUGUCUUCAUCCUCGUCGCGCAAGAGGGUGUACCCCGAGGCCAGCCACAACCACCACCCUUCCUCCUCAUUCUCCACUUCUUGCUCGAAAGUGAGCAAAAUCUCCAAGGGUGGCACUGGUGCUGCAGGUACUACAUCUUUUUCUUUCCCCUUUUUUCCUCCUUGCUCCUCUCCUGUACUGCAGUGUGUCUCGUCUGGCUUGCAGCUCUAAGGCUAACCUCCCCCCUCCCCCCUCCUCCUCCUUAUUCUUGUUUCUCCUCCUCCCCUCCUGUCACACCCAGGUGGGCUGCGGACCUCUCAGCAGUACCCUCCUCCUAGUGAAUCGCCACAUGAAGUGGGAGAGCAGAGACACUGAGUCCACCACUCUGCAGCCAUGGUCUGCACAUGGAAAUGACAACAAACUACCGACAGACUUUGAAGACUAUGCUCACCUCCCUGUUAAGUGCCCUAGGAAAAUAACUUUGUGAUGAUAAACCCUUUACUGAAAGGCAGAAAAAUGUAUCUGCAAAAAAAUGAAAAGUAUUGUUGGACUUCUCAGUUUCUGAGAGACAAAAAGAUGAAAAAUUAUGCUUCCUGACUGUCAGAUCUCUGGGUUUUGAUGCUCAGUCCCGUCUUCUGUUAGUGUUUAAUUGCUGCUUGGUUCUCCUCCCUCCUCAAAUGAGUCUAGGAAUGUGCGAAGGUGGGUGUGGGUGUUUUCAUGAGGUGGUGCUCCUUAUAUUUCAGAUCUCCAUAUGGGAAAAAAAGUAUUAGUAAGUACUAUAAAGGCAUGGAAGGUGCACUUUCUUCUCUUCCUUUUUUUUUUUUUUUUUAAUGAGCAAUUUAAUUGAAUCACAUUUCUGCGGUUGUAUGGAGGAAGCCAGUGGCCAGCUGGAGAUGAGUUAAAGUUAUGUUUGCUGGCAUUCCAUUUAGUACUGUUGAUGGAUGCAUAUUUUUUUUUUUAGGUGUAAAGUUUCAUCUCCUCAAUUACUUUCUUGUCUUGAUUUCUUUUUAUACUUAAGUACUGUGCGUAUAAUUUGCAUGUUUCAAUCAUCAAAGGGAUUUCAAAGGAGAACGCGUACUUGCUGUUUACAGAAAGUGGAGAUAAAUGUACAUACGUUUUUGUAUGUUAGAAGAAAAAAAAGCUAUACCAUGACUACUCAGGUUUGGAGCUGCUUGUAAGUAUAACAAGAUAACUAUAAUACCUAUAAAAGACUUAUUUUGUUGAUCAUGGAUUGGGCAUCAUUGGGUGAAUGAUUGCUGCAUUCCAGUGGUGUGUGCUUCUUACAGCCUUCCUAAAGAGGGUGCUGUACUGUGCUUUUCCAUCACAGGAAACAUCAGUUGAUGCCCUUGGUAACACUGGCACAUCCAACACCUACUUAUCACAUCAGAGCGAUGCAAUUUUUACCAAAAAUUAUCUUUUUUGGACCUCCAAGUAGACCUUAAGCUGGAUGCCAAAGGUUGUGCCUCAAAAAGAAGAAAAACUGACAAAGAUAGUCGUAGUGUGCUAUUAAAGUUUACAUAACUCUUUUUACUUUGAAGUGCAUCAGACAUAAUUUCAUGACAUGAAGCUGUAGCCCUUAGAUGUCAGCUCAUAAAGGGAGUACAUAUUACAAGUAUUAUUGAAUCAACCACACAAAAAACAACUUUUGGCUCCGUUACAUCCCAGAAACACUUGUCAGAACAGUGACCAACUGGCCAUAUGCAACAUGACCUGCUGGAUAACGCCAGUAUCAUUCUGCGAUGUGGACGUCCCUAAUGAGUUUUGUCACUGAUGUCCAUCAAAUUGGUUGAAUUUACAUUUGCAGCCAUGUACCUGUCCAGGCACAUCUUUACAUUAGUUUCCUACAUUAAACUCUAUAUUGUUCUCAAAUCCCCUCUGUUCUUGACUUGGUUACUUGUUUAUUUUUAAAUUACACAUUAAGACUGAAGCUGGAUGGUUGGUAACCUCAUUAGUUAUUUAGAUUUGUGGGCACAGAACAAAAGCUGUUGUGGACAAGUGAGCGUAAGCCACUCCUUACAAUCUUUUUUUAUUUUCAUUUCAAUAUUGCAAAUAAACUUUAAAGUUGCCACUACCCUGACACUUUAUAAA